Messenger RNA from Anastrepha obliqua, 495 nucleotides. RefSeq names its product 40S ribosomal protein S12-like. The transcript is spliced from 3 exons. Gene Ontology annotation, cellular component: ribosome; cytosolic small ribosomal subunit. Gene Ontology annotation, molecular function: structural constituent of ribosome. The record is from RefSeq and is a predicted model, not a curated record. NCBI's taxonomy places the organism in Eukaryota, Metazoa, Arthropoda, Insecta, Diptera, Tephritidae. Gene Ontology annotation, biological process: translation. The coding region runs from base 1 to 495 and encodes 164 amino acids.
AUGUAUCCGGACUGGCAAAAACUGGAUGAUCUGCUUGAUGUUGAUGUGUCCUCCGCCGCUUCAGUAAUCGACAUAAAUACCGCUCUGCAAAAGGUGUUGAAGAAGUCUCUAAUCGCUGAUCGUUUGGUUCAUGGCAUGCAAAGCUUUGGACAAGCGCCAUCCGUUCUAUGCAUCCUCACCGAUUCAACGGAUGUCGACUUGUACUCGUACAAGAAACUUGUAACAGCACUCUGCCACAAACAUCAAAUUUCACUUGUCCGUGUGGAUUCACACAAGAAAUUGCGUGAAUGGUCUGUACUUUGCAAGAUAAAUGCCCAUCAGCAUCAGCAAACAUAUUUAGUUGCGGCAAAAGCAACAGCAGCAGCUGCUGCGAAAAACUGCAUUGAAAAUGUCGCAUGCGAUUUUACAGACACGAUUAUCGCCGCUUCAACAGCCGAAGCCACAACCGAAGCCGCAGCCGCAGCCGCAGCCGCAGCACUAAAACAGUAUGAGUGA